AUGAGAAGGAUAAAAAAUGAAUUGUUCCGCAGCAACAGUCACACACUCUUUGAUUUGAAGCAAAGCGGCUGUUUGGGUUCCCUAUGGGGAGGAAACAUACAUGGGGGAGGGGCCCAUUUUUUGAAGCGCUGGAGGGGGGAAAAACACACCUUCGCAGAAAAAACGAACCCCAGAUAUGAAACGAGGAAGAGGGGAAUUGGAUCACCACUUUUUAACGGCAUACCUGGUGAUAAUUUUACGAAUGCCAAAACAGCAUCAUUUGGUGAUGCUCCCCAGAAGGGGAAAAUUGGUGAACUUCUUAAACAUGCCGUGCAAUACGUUAAGGCCCACGGGGGGAAACGAAGCAAAUUGAGUGACAACGCACUGCGCGUAGUAGAGCGCAUUUUUAAGAACAACAUACUCUUCCACAAUUUGAGCUUUAUCCAUUUUAAUAUGCUCCUGACGGUUAUUAGCAAGGGGGAAAUAAGAAUGAGUAAGGAAAUGCAAAACGGCAUUCUGCAUUUACUACACAGGCAUAUUUCGUCCUACCCAAAUGAUAUUGACAAUACGGGUUCUGCCUGGAUUAACAUAGCACAUUUACUUUCCAGCAUCUGUAGAAAUGAUAAAACUAUGUUACGUUUAAUUAGGAAAAAGGAUCAGAAUGCAACGAAUGAGGACAUAAAAAAAGAGGCAGAUCUUUCGUUUGUGGAUAAAUUUGUACGUAGAAUAUGCAAACGGAACGAUUUCAAUUAUUCGAUAAGAGAAAUUUCUUUACUCUUGCACAGCUGUUACCACUUAAAUAUCAGAAGUUACCAACUGUUUGAUGCCAUUUUUGAUGAGCUACAAAAAAAGGAACACCAUUUUAACUGUCUAGAUGUUCACAUUUUUGUGUACGCGGUUUACAAAUUAGAACUGCAAAGGUAUGCUCCAUUUUUGGAGGAGUUAAAAAAGAAUAUUUUGCAAAACAUACACCAUUUCUCAAGCGGACAGAUGGUAAAUAUAUUGUUAGCGUAUACGUACUUCUACCUCAAGGAGGGAGGGGCGAAUGGGAAACUUCCUUUGAAGAUAGAUCCGUUCAUGAGUAUCAUUUAUGACACGUGUUGGCAUAUGGUAAGCAAUUUCUCCAAUAGAGAAUUUUGCAACUUCCUCAAUUUUAUUGUACAAAAUGAAGUUAGCUUAACUGAUGAACAACGGUCUGAGAUGUUUGGCAUCAUUUUUAAUCUCCUAAAGAGUCAACACAGAAACAGAUUAAAGCUUAACCAGAUGAUCGACUUGGACGUUUUCACGAUAGUAAAUUUUGCUUACAAGUAUGGGAACUGCGGAACCACAUCGUACAUGAAAGAUAUGCCCUUCGAGCAUUUGGACCAUUUGACUACCCAAUUAAUUAGGAAGAACAAAUUUGCACCAAAUUUGCUUGUCUACCUGCUGCACUUUUACAAACAGAGAGUGGCUAACCACACACAGCUACAUUUUUUGCAGCACAUUUGUGUCAACUCCCUCGAUUUCAAAAUGAAAGUUAUCCUACUAACUUCACUGGAGAGGUACCUAACAAUGGGGAUAGAAAUUCACAGGGGAGUACCACAAUGCAGAUUUUGCAUUAAAAAAUAUUACCACGAUUUUGUGAAAAGCGUUUACGAUGACCUGUCCAGGGGGGAAAGUACACGCACUGGAGAGAGCACAAUGGACACCUCUCUGAGGCCAAACGGCAGUACCAACAUGGCCGUAACCUACAACAGGGUCGUAAUCUCCAGCACGGACAUUAAAGAAAUAUUAAAAUUCAUUAGAAGUACAACUCAGAAUGGCGAUAACAAUCAUCAGCAUUCUGGCGGUGAGUCGUCCGGCACCUCCGUAGAAAGGGAGACAAUCAAAUGGGAACGAAUGCUUCUCAAUAGGGCCAGCGAAUACGCGACGAAGAAUAAGCUAGUGGAGUUAUUCCCUCUCAUCCUGGUGAAUAGGCAUGUGCGCGCGGAUAUCUGCAGCCAAGCGGAGGGAAUUAUAAACGAUCAUUUUGAGAACCUGAAUGAGUAUUUGCUAGUCUAUGAAGGAAGCUCAAAUGGUAUGAAUAGGUACCAAAAAAGUAAAAACACUUUCCAUUUUUUCCACGCGCUAAACUUAUGUAAUGAAUGCAUUUUCACUAACAGGGGCGGCGGAGAUGUCAAGCAGUUUGUGAUCAAGAAGAAAUUUCUACUGCGCUGUAUAGAUCUCACGUCUAUCAGCGAAGAAAAUAAAAAAUAUUAUUUCGAGUUACAUGUACAUAUGCUCCUAUUCGAUAUAAACAACAAUUUAGACUUUUUUACCAACCACCUGCUAGCCAAAAUUUCGAAUUAUCUAGGGACCCCUAAUUUGAGUUAUGAAAACAUUCUUGUAAACUGUGUCGAUAUAUUUUCUUCCAUAAUCAAAGUGCAACCCAUUUAUUACGACGCUUACCUGAGCCAGGUUUAUAAGUACAUAUUUCAUCCACUUCUUUGUCACUAUGAAAAGUUAGACUGUAAACAUUUGUCUCUUUUAUUCUAUGCCAAUUUAGUUCACUUACUUUUACAUUUGUAUAAGCGAAAUAUGCUUUUGUCCCACAUCACUUUAUCCAUCCGAUUGAUGAAAAAAUUGUUUAGCCAUAUUAUAAACUCUAUGGAUGAAGCCACCUACAAGUUAACAGAGGCACAUUGUGCAGAACUGUCCGAAUGCCACACGAGGGAUAGAGACAGAAAAGGGACACCAUCGUUACUUCUACCUUUGAACGAUUUAAUUUACAUCUAUAGAGUGCUCACAAUUUUUCACUUUGCGGAUUUGUACGCGCACAUGGAUGUGCAGGAGUUAAAAUGCUUUUACGCGUUUUACAAAGCUUUGAAUUUUUCCAUUUUCAAUGUGCACAACUUCUGCGUGACCGAGUUUACGCAGACGAAUAGAGGCGCCUCGAACGUGCAUACCGCCGUAGUGAACUCCCUGAAUGGCCUUUUCAAGGCAAACAAACGCGUAAAAAUUAUAUGCGAACAAGUUGUGUUCCCGUUAUUUAUAAUAGACAUUUUAAUUGACAGAAAUUGA
Messenger RNA from Plasmodium inui San Antonio 1, 3018 nucleotides. RefSeq lists its product as hypothetical. Bases 1 to 3018 code for a protein of 1005 amino acids. The transcript is spliced from 2 exons. NCBI's taxonomy places the organism in Eukaryota, Apicomplexa, Aconoidasida, Haemosporida, Plasmodiidae. The record is from RefSeq and is a predicted model, not a curated record.